CCCACGAGCGCUUUCCCCGGCUUUCCUGUUUUCGUCAGUUCCGUUAUCUCUUCAUUUCUGCCAGGCCAGCGCGCUUCACGUUCACUUAGUUUUUUUGUAAAUACUUGUACUGGAAAUUUAUUAUAAAUUAAACGCAUAAUUUUACAUUCGAGGUUCAAAUGUGACUGCAACGACGACCACACGAUGACAGAACACAAUGCCGGAAGAAAUGGUCCCCCUCUUCCUCUCCCCUCUCUGCGCCUUAUGGUUCCACCACUGCGGCUGGUCUCAGCAGCCAUCUGGAAAACGCUCCAGCGGAGACAAGUCAUGGAUUAUGGGAUGCUGGAGGAGUUUGUUACUAUGGUCACUGAGAUAGUUCCAGAGCUUCUGAAUCACAGUCAGAGGGCCCAACUUACUCUGGGUCUUCGAGCAAGGCUGGUCCUGGAGUUAUGUCGCUCCAACCCGAUGGCGGACCUCCAGACCAUUCAGCCACACCUUGACCGCAUUCAGACCCUCACACCUCUUUGGGGGAGACAGGCGACUGGUGCAGAAGUAGGGUUGCCUGAAUCCAGCUUCCUGGGGCUGGUCCAGACAAUUCUGCAAGACCCAGCUGAGAGGAAUCAGUUUUUCCAGGAUAUUUUCCCUGUAGAAUUUGGCUCCAACUAUGACAUGGCCAUCCAGAAACUCAUGGGGCAAUUCCUUUUGAGGCUUGAGAAGCUACUUCCUGUGUCAAAUUUCCAAGAGGCAGCCUUGUUGCUCAGCGAUGCCCCCUCUGUUCUGGAGGGAUGUGUUGAGUCGGUGUCUGACCCUGAGCACCUGAAAACCCUGCUGCAGUACCAGAGAGAAAUCGGCCAGCUGGACAGCUAUGAUACUCUGUCUCCCUCCGACGGGAUUCUCUCAGCUCUUUGUGUGCAUCCUGUGGAAAGGCUGGUAACCACAACAGAGCAGGCAGAAUCACAACUGUCCUUGAAUGUCUACAUGGAGACUUUCACUAAAGAGUUGGAGGUGGAGGCCACAGAGACGGCGGAGUCUACAACAAAGACAGCACACAGAAAAACUGUCAAUGAAAUGUCAACCGAGGAGAGGAUGGAAUGUGAGAAGAAUGAAAAACCAGUGUCAGUGAGUCACACGGAUGUGGUUAAUGCUGAUCCAGAGCCAAAAGAUCUGGAACCAGAGUGUGAAACAGUUAUAAAACCAGAGCCAAAAGAUCUGGAUCCAGAGUGGGAAACCGUUAUAAACCCAGGGCCAAAAGAUUUGGAACCAGAGUGUGAAACAGCUAUAAACCCAGAGUCAGGAGAUCUGGAACCAGAGUGUGAAACAGCUUUAAACCCAAAGUCAGGAGAUCUGGAACCAGAGUGUGAAACCGCUAUAAACCCAGAGUCAGGAGAUCUGGAACCAGAGUGUGAAACCGCUAUAAACCCAGAGUCAGGAGAUCUGGAAACAGAGUGUGAAACUGCUAUAAACCCAGAGUCAGGAGAUCUGGAACCAGAGUGUGAAACAGCUAUAAACCCAGAGUCGGGAGAUCUGGAACCAGAGUGUGAAACGGUGAUUGACUUUCAGCAAGAGGUUCUUGAACCAGAAUGUUCAAUGAUUCCCCCAAUGACAGUCAAUUUGGAACCAGAGUGUGAAACAGUUAUGGUCAUUGGGGAAGAUGGGAAGAUGGAGCCUUUACCCAGAAAACGUCUCCAGUGGCAUGAAAAAGAUGGACAAGAUGUUAGUAACGUGCCUUAUGUGAAAAGAAUCAGAAGAAAAAGUCCAGACCAAAUGAAAAGUAUAGACCUGUCUGAUGUGAUCAUAUCCUCCAUGCUUCACAAGCCCUCAGUAGCGCUACAGAGGCUUGAUGCUUCUACACUGCCAUUGCCUGUUAGACCAGUCAGAAGAAACCGGGGACAGAAGAUGAAGACAUUUCUUGCACGAGAGCGGAAACAAACUAAUAUUGAAUUUUCAGAAGAGAGAAGAAGUGGUUGCAAGAGGGUUAAAACCUCCAACCAUAACAUGUGUACAGUGUGUGGACGCGUCUUAUCUCGCUUCUCGGACAUGACAAAGCACAUGCAAACCCAUAAGAACGGCCACAGCCAUCAAUGUUGUAAUUGUCAAAAGACUUUCAAGCACCUGUACACUUUGCAAACUCAUAGAAAGACUUGUCUGUUUGGACCUUUACGAGCGGAAGAGGCUACCUUGUCUGUGGCUUGUGGAACCCCCUCUCCUACAUGUGAAGAAGAAAUUGCACAGUCCUCCAUAGACCGCAGAACGUGCAAGGUCUGUGGUAAGAUUGUCCAUCGCAUUGGCUACUUGAGUACCCACAUGAAGAUUCACUCUGAGAACCGACACCAUUUGCCUGGAGGAGGUCAGGUUGUCCAGAACCCUGGAGGAGAAGGCACAGAGCUGUCCAGUUGUGCUCCUCUUGAGGACAGUGACUCGUCCUCCACCAGUACAACCCAGGAUCCAUCUUACCACCCAGAACCCAGCCAGACCAAAACACCUAAAUGUUCCAGCACCACAAAAAGGCCUUACCGAAAAUCUUUCCUUAGACAAAAACACAUGUGCCGUAUUUGUGGUAAAUAUGUGUCAGCUGGAGUAUUUGAGUAUCAUAUGAGAAUCCACUCAGAUGAGCGCCCAUUCGCCUGCCCUCAUCCGCAGUGUGGGAUGAAGUUCAUACACAGCGGAGGUCUGAGGGCCCAUCUCAGAAGCUUUUGCAAGGUUCGGACAGUUGAUGCGGUUGAGCUGGACAGCUUCAACAUUCGGUUUGAGUGUGACAAGUGCGAUAAGACCUUCACGAUCCAGUCAAAGCUGAGGAAACACAAACUGACUCACGGCCCGCUCUACUGCAGUGGCUGCAAGAAGGUGUUGCCCAACCUGGAAACGCUGAACAGACACAAACUGUGGCACAGGCAGGUCAAGUGCACCAUGUGUGAAGAGACAUUCAUGUUCACAAACCUCAAAACCCACUAUCUGGAUGUCCAUCAAUUCAGCGGCCCAUAUGUCUGCACCCACUGUCCCAAAACCUACAAGAAGUUCUAUUCCCUCAUCAAACACGAGAUGGUUCACACUGGAACCUCCCCCCUGCAAUGCUCCCAUUGCCCCAAGCGGUUCAUCUACAAUUAUGACCUGGUGGAACAUGAGAAACGCCAUUCUGGCGACAGGCCUUGUCUUUGCUGGGAGUGUGGCAAAGCUUUCUUCACCAACCUUGACCUGCAAAACCACAUGAAGAGCAGCCAUGGUGAGAAGCCCACGGAGUACCGCUACCCCUGCCGCCAUUGUGGAAAACCGUUUAGACUCAGUAAUUCCCGUGCCAACCACGAGAAGACCAAGCACGGCGGGGUACGUCAUGCGUGUACAUACUGCGGUAAAGAGUAUGUAUGUGCAGAUGGGUUGAAAAGGCACAAUCUGAUUCACACAGGAGAGAGGCCUUUUAAAUGCAAUUAUGACAGUUGUGAGAAGGGCUUCCGGUCUAAAGCUGAACUGACAAUACAUAUGAGGUACCACACGGGAGAGCGGCCGUUUAAGUGCAACGUCUGUGGAAAGGGCUUUGUCCAGGCAAACUUCCUCACUACACACUACAGAACACAUACCGGGGAGAAACCGUAUUCAUGUUUACUUUGUGACAAAAGCUUCAACAAUCACAACGGCCUCAAGAGACACAUGUUUACACACUCCGAUGAGAAGCCUCAUAAAUGUCUGGACUGUGGCAAAGCUUUCCAACGCAAAACGUUGCUGAAUGUUCAUCAGCGAUCAUGUACUCCCAAGGAUGGCAAGUAAGCUAGCCUGCUAGCUUGAGACUAGCGCUAUUCAAACCUGGUCUGGUUUCCCAAAACACCUGUGUCUUUUCUGCACCUGCUGAAGAUUUUUCCCAAAAUGCAGAAAGAACCUAUGCGAAGUAGUCUACAUAGUUUGACCAUGUGUUGGCACUAACAGUACCUAACAAAAGUCUGUGCUGCUCUCGGAUCAGCUUUCUCCAUUCAAAUCUCACUGUAAAAUGAUAACGUUCCACCAUAGUGAUGACGUGUCAGCCACUAGAAAUGUAUGGUCACCUAGAUGCAAAUAUUAAGGCUGCACAUUCUAAUGCUUCCUGUUAUUAAAAUAAUCAUGAAAUAUAUUUGUCUGUUGAUUAUACUGAAGUCUACAUGCCAUUUUAUUUCAGUCACCUUGGUUUUCAUUUCAAUUUUUUUUAUAAUUGCUUGGAAAAAUUUAGGAACUUUCAGUCAGUUGUGAAGUUAUGAAAGUCUACAAAGACACUGAUAAACAUAUCUUGAUGUAAUAUUCUGCUUAGAUCUUCUGUUUAUGAAGUUAUUUGAAUGGACAGAACCUAACAUUCUACUUAGCUGUUCUAUGAGUUGUCUGGAGCAGCUGUUGAAUGAAAAACUUUAGUCAUGAUGAUUUUGGAAAACAGCUUGAUUAUUUUAAGAAGCUCCUACCAAGGUUCUAACCAUGAACUUUGAACAAAGAAAAAUUAAGAUGCUUUUGGUAAAACAGCCCAGUUUAGUGGAGAAUGUACUCAACUUCCUGGCUAGUGUUUUUUUCUUUCUUUUACAACAUUGCAUAGCUCUGAAUUUACAGUAAAAUGGUGGUGUCCCCAGAGUAUUUCCCUUCCAGACCUGUUAACUGAUUGAAAUCCUCCAAAUGUGCUUAAUGUAAAAGAUGUACAGCUUAUAAUCCUUUUUUACCCUUUCAGCAGUUAUACUUUGUCUUAAGUUAUACUUGGAAUUAAAUAAAAGUAGAAAAAAUGG
Molecule: messenger RNA, 4706 nt
Organism: Esox lucius (northern pike)
Lineage: Eukaryota; Metazoa; Chordata; Actinopteri; Esociformes; Esocidae
Product: zinc finger protein 493
Exons: 7
Coding region: 184-3738 (1184 amino acids)
Source: RefSeq, a predicted model, not a curated record